UUGUGCAUCUGUUUUGUGCAUAUGAGUUGUGGUUUUGGGUUGGUUUGUCAAUUAUUUUGGUAUUGUUUAAAAUACACUACUACCAUGCCAUGGAAUUGUGGUUCUGAGUUGUGGUUCCGGUGCAUAAUAGUAGCUUUGGUAAUGAAAUUUGUACAAAAGUUAUUUAGUAGGAAAGUAGGAUUUCACAAACAUUUACCUGAUCAUGCAGCAGGUUAACCAAUCAAUCCACUUGGUGUUCUAAUAAAAAAUAGAAGUAUGAAUCUGUCAAGAUUGGAAAACCUUUUGUGCUAUUUUCACCUAAUUAUACUCGACCUUUCCACUUGCUGUGCCACCUCAUUUUCACAUGUGACCUGUGUCAAGCUACCAACUCCCUUAGUUUAUCCUAAUUUUUUUUUACAGCAUAAGGUUCUUACAGGUUUGUUAAUGAUGGUCUGUUCUUAUUCUGUCUCAUGAGAUGUGAUUGUUAUGAUGUUUUUAUUUAUUUUUAAUAAAUAAGUCACUGUUAUAAUGUAUCCUUAGUUUAUAACAGUUUUUUUAUAAACAUCACUGUUAUGAUGUUUAAGAGCAUGAGAAUAUUGCUCCAACUCUGAGUGCAUCAGAUUUGUUUUAUUUUUGUUUUUGUAAAACUACCCAUUUCAUGUGUUGAGUGUGUAUUAAGGCUACACACUCUGCUCAACUGCAUGCUACCCAAUAGUUCAGUUGAGAUCAAGAAUGUGAGUGAGAUUGAACCAUCCUUGAAGAGACAACUUCUUAUAUCAACUGUCUUGAUGACUGUUGGUAUUGCCGUGGUCAAUUUCUUUGCUUUGCCAUCGGAAUUUACUCUUUAUGAUUUUGGGGCUGAGAAGGCUGUAAAGAAUUGGCACAUUUUCUUCUGUGUUGCCAUUGGCUUGUGGGCUGGACUUGCUAUUGGGUACACUACAGUAUAUUAUACCAGCAAUGCUUACAGUCCGGUGCGGGAUGUAGAAUUGCAGAAAUGGCUGGUAUGA
Carya illinoinensis is the source of this 986-nucleotide messenger RNA. Its product is annotated as pyrophosphate-energized vacuolar membrane proton pump-like. The record is from RefSeq and is a predicted model, not a curated record. Gene Ontology annotation, molecular function: diphosphate hydrolysis-driven proton transmembrane transporter activity; inorganic diphosphate phosphatase activity. Bases 681 to 986 code for a protein of 101 amino acids. Gene Ontology annotation, biological process: proton transmembrane transport. Gene Ontology annotation, cellular component: membrane. Lineage: Eukaryota; Viridiplantae; Streptophyta; Magnoliopsida; Fagales; Juglandaceae. The transcript has 3 exons.